Messenger RNA from Laccaria bicolor S238N-H82, 3519 nucleotides. RefSeq lists its product as uncharacterized. The record is from RefSeq and is a predicted model, not a curated record. The transcript has 25 exons. Bases 1 to 3519 code for a protein of 1172 amino acids. NCBI's taxonomy places the organism in Eukaryota, Fungi, Basidiomycota, Agaricomycetes, Agaricales, Hydnangiaceae.
AUGAGUUACAAGGAGAACAACAGCAACAUGUCAAACGGUCUUCCUGUUCUCGUCAAGCCCGAGCCACGCGACGUGCCUUUGACGUCUUUGAGCCAAAUGUCAUUCCCCCCGUCUAACAACGUUCCAUUGUUCCCUUUUAAAACUGAGGCGGGCGACGCGGCUCGCGCUUUUCUUGGACUUCCAGCCAACCAUAAUGCCGCUCACUCUAACCACCUUCCGAAGCAUGAAGAUGUGCACAUGGAAGAUGCUUACAUUCAGGACGAGGAACCUGCUCCCAUUCUGUUCAAAGUUUUUCAAUCCGCAUCUGACAUCGCAUAUGCCCCCGAAGAAGCUUUGAAAGCAGGUCUAGAUAUGGUCAGUGGCAUCCAGGAGGUCCUCAAGAAAAUCCAGCUUAGCAGCAAAAUGCGGCAAGAGGUUUGGAUGCGGGAGAUUGAAACUCUUCGAAGUCAAGGCGCACCAAGGACAUUAAUCGCAGUGUGCGGAGCGACUGGAGCAGGAAAAUCUUCAAUCCUCAAUGCUGUACUUGACGACAAUAUCGUACCUACCAGCGGGAUGCGUGCAUGUACGGCGGUCGUGACUGAGUUGGCCUACCACGAUAAACCUACCAUCGAAGCGGAUGUUUCCUUUUUGUCAGAACUUGAAUGGAGACAAGAGAUGACUAUCUUGCUCCAAGAUCUGGUUGAUGAGGAUGGGAACAUCAAGCGAAGCACAGAUCUCAAAAGUGAUGCGGGCAUUGCCUGGCAGAAGGUUCACGCGGUGUACCCUUCCAUAACUCAAGAGCAACUCGUGAAAAUGAGUGUUGAUCAGGUCAUUAACCAAGAUCCUCGUGUUUCGCGAAUCUUAGGGGAGACCAAGAAGAUAAGCGCCAAAGACUCGAAGACUUUUGCGAAAGAAAUAGGAAAAUAUAUUGAUUCAAAGGACCAAAAGCGCAAGGAGAAAAAGAGCAAAAAGGAUAAACCUGCGGAGAAAAGCCUCAUGGACAAGGUCAGGGAGGCUGCUGGUAGUAGCCGAGCAACCAAAGAAAAGCAACCGGAGUCCGAUGCCCCUGCCUUGUGGCCUCUGAUUCGUCAGGUUAAUGUUCGUUGUCGUGCUGCUGCAUUGUCAACGGGUGCAGUUCUGGUUGAUCUUCCGGGUGUGGCGGAUGCAAAUGCGGCUAGAAAUAACAUCGCCAAGGAUUACAUGAAAAAAUGCAAUUGCAUCUGGAUUUUGGCGCCGAUUACGCGUGCUGUUGAUGAUAAAACAGCUAGAGACCUUCUUGGGGACGCAUUCAAGAUGCAAUUAAUGAGCUUGUCCUUGUUUGAAGUGGACGGAAAUUACGAUGACCAUACUAUCACAUUCAUAGCGAGCAAAUGUGAUGAUAUCUCUUGCUCCGAGGUGAUUCGCGCACUUCGUCUCGAAGACGAUCCAGAGCUGGAAGCAAUCGAAGAGCGACUCGAUGGUAUCAACGGCGAGAAAGCUGAGUGGGAGAAAAAGAAAAAAGCGGCCGAAAAGCUAGCAAAAGGCAUUGAUACUGAGCUUCAAGACCUUCGAAAUCACCUCCGCGAAUACAACGCACAUCUAGAAGCUUUGGAGAACGGAGACACCUUCGUUCCUACCCUCACCGGGAAGGGGGCUUCUGGCAAUGGGUCUUCUAGCAAAAAGCGCAAGAAUCAUGGGAAAGGUAAGGCAGGAUCGCCAAAGCGGCGGCGAAGUGGACUGAGUGAUGACGACGACGACUUCUCCGACGACGAUUCGAGCACCGCUGAAAGCAUCGAUUCUGACGAUGAAAGUGAAUCCGAUCAGGACGAGGAUCUCGGAUCUGACACAGGGGAUGUUGGAGUUGACGAGGAACAAGAAACGGAAGACUCAUUAAAAGAGAAGAUAAAAGAAUCUAAGAAUGCCAUCAAGGACGCCCGGGAACGUCUCUCCAGUGCUCGAAAGCAGAAAAAAGAUGCUUCAGACCAUCUUUCAAUCCUUUCCAAGAAUGUCGCUAAAGUGCAGAGAGAGAAAAAUGCAUUUUGUUCCUUGAAACGAUCGGAGUUUUCCCGGGAUGUUCUGAAAGAAGACUUCCGAGUUGGUUUGAAGGACCUCGACGACGCUGCUGCCGAAGAGCGCGAUCCAGAAAACUUUAAUCCCAAUGCGAACCUUCGAGAUUACGACGCCAUUGAUCUGCCGGUGUUUACCUGCUCCAGUCGGGAUUACGUGAGGCUGAAAGGCCAAGUGCAGGGCGAUGGGGAAGCUUCUUGUUUCACCAAUGUCAAUGAUACAGGCGUUCCUGAUCUUCAAAGGUGGUGUCACCAGCUGACCGUUUCUUCUCGUGAACGAGCUGCGAGAAACUUUCUUUCCCAUUUGAAUGCCUUUGCCAAAUCCAUCCAAACCUAUGUUGAGGGCGCCGCAGACGUUACUACAGGUGAUCGUGAGGCACUGCGUGAAAAAUGGGAAUCUACCCCACUGGCUCAACAUGGCAUCGCCCAGGCUAUGGCAUGGGAUGGGGCUGGUGACGCCUUCGAUGCGAUUUUAGGAGGCUUAGGGGGUGGACUGGGAGCAGGUUUAUUUACAAUGAACCAGCCUGCCUCAUUAAAUUCAUCAAAGGUGGAUCGCGAGAGUAACCGUGUCGGCAUUGCUCCCCGACUCUGUACAGAAUUUGCUAAAACAGUUGAUAAUUGUGUUCAAGAACUCCAAGAAAACUUCAAAAGUGGUUUGGAGGAGAAGUGUAGAGUAGGCGCCGCCAAUGCUGCGGAAGCCGCUGUUCCCACAACGGAUGAAUUUGCCGCUUCGAUGCACUGGGCCACCUACCGUGCUACUUUGCGCCGUCAUGGAUCUUGGAGGCGGGACUUUAAUGUCGAGCUCGUUAACCCUUUCACCCGAAAUAUCGCCCAUUCAUGGAGCACCGUCUUUGAAUCAAACCUCUUCGCGCCUUUCGAAACUGCAACCUUGGACUCGAUCAACAAACUUUUAAAAGAUGUUGAGGACUCCGCGGCGCCUGGUCUUAAGGAUCGAACCAACAAACAGGCAGAAGUGUGUUUAGAAGAGGCCCGAGUCGCCUUGAAAAAUGCAGUGGAACUUGUCAAACAAACUUUGGCCACAGAACAGAAAGAAGUUUCGCGAUGCAUUGCGCCCCAUGUGCAAGCACAAUUGAUUGAAGGUUAUAACACGGCCAUGGAAGAACGCGGUACAGGAAGUGUGGCACGUCAAAAGGCAUAUUUCCGCCGUUACAUUGACGAAUGCAAGGACAAUAUUUUUGAUGAUGGCGCUGAUGUCCUUUUGGGACGUUUGACUAAGGCUGCAGAUGCCAUAGGAGAAACUCUGGAUGAUGCACUUGGAAAGUUGGCCGAAAAGAUCGAAGUCAGUUUAGCAGUUCUUUGGGAGGGUGUCGGCGAUGAUCCCGCCCAAGCCAAAUGUCGCAGGCGCGUUGUGGAAAUCGUCAGUAGCAUUCAAGAACAGGUUAAGCUCUGGAACCUGGCUUCCAAGUUGAAACACGAUGGGAUUGACGCAGACGGCGACAUGGUGAUUCCUGAUCCCUACGAUUCCUCCUUCUGA